This is a messenger RNA of Paramuricea clavata, 6305 nucleotides long. Lineage: Eukaryota; Metazoa; Cnidaria; Anthozoa; Malacalcyonacea; Plexauridae. The record is from the annotation of a GenBank genome assembly.
CGUGUACCCAUGACUAAUGUUGUUACCAGUUGGCCAAUUGAGAAUACUUCAUGUGCGAAAAAUGUCGGCGGUUCAGUUUUAAAAGGCGAGGGGAUACUGCAUGGUUUUAGUAUAUAGAAUUAUCAAGCACUUGCUUUGGGUUAUUCGCUUCAUAAAGCUUCUGCAGAAAUCGCAAACAAGGUCUCUGAUAAUUCUCGAUAUCAUUCUUCACCAGAAUCACUCUAUAAUUGUUAAUUAUACGUUUUUCGUUAUUUUUAGCAACUGAAAUUUCCAGCUGUUACUAUUUGUAACUUGAACAUGAUCAAGAAUAAUAGAUUACCGAACGAGUUGAGCGAUGUUUUUACUUCAAAUGAGACAUCUCAGAAGGUUAAAUAUACAGAAAUCAACAUAACUCGUGGUAAGUUAUAAGACAAUUAUGUAAUCAAUCAGCUAAUCAGUCAAUCAAUUACGUAAUUAAUUAUACAUCUAAACUAUUAGUCAAUUGUUAUUCAAUCAGUUAAUCGAUCAAUCAUAAAAGCAAUCAAUCAUGAAAUCAAUAGUUAAUGAUGCAUUCAAUCAAUCAAUCAAUCAAUCGAUGGCAUGAUUCAAACAGUCAAACCUACAAUCUUUCAAUUACAUUUACAGUGCUCUAUGCUAAAUGGCGUUAUGGCAGCGAGUCGCGAAGUUACAUCUGAUCGAGGGGGGUAUUAUUCUGAGAAAUGCGUACGAGGAUUUUUAGGAUUUCAAAAUCUCUGCAAAAAUAUCCUUUUCUUUGCGAGAUUUUAAGCGGACUUUAUUGAGACGUUUUUAUAGGUUGGCCAGUUUCUAUAGAAGAUUUUAAAGAGAAUUUGGGCUAUUGAAUAGGUUUUUGCGGAUAUUUCAAAACGCGCCUCGGAUCUGGUCACUGACAAAUUAAAGAUAAAAACCCUCAGGAAAUUGUACCAGGAAAAUUAUACCAGAACACAUGCAUAUAUAGGUAUACAGUGUUAAACUGUUUUAAAAACAACAUUUGAACAAAAGCUUGUUUAAUUUUUAGACAAUAAAGACAAAACGGAAGGUUAUGGAUUCGACUACUCUGAGUAUGCGGCCGACGAACAAACUAAGGAAAACCUGGAAAAUAAUGACGACUAUGCCGAAAUUUCUGAAGAAUACCCGGAUAAAAGCGAUGUAGGUGAAAGCACAAAGUUAAGACAAGCAGUUGAUCUGCUUAUCGGAAGUGUAGAUGUCAGACAGCUGUAUGAUAACGGCCAUUCAAUGGAGGACCUAAUUAAGAGUUGUAGUUGGAAAGGCUUGAACUGCAAAAAUGGGUAAGAAAAGCUCUAUAAAACACAAAGAUCGCAGUAUUUAUUGAUUUUAAUUCAUAUUUUAACAAACGUUCUACAAUUGGGAACUAUGGGGUUGCUAUUUUACUGGAUUACUGGGAGUGGGAAUGACAGACAUAAAAAUGCAUUGCAAUGGCAAAACCCAUAUAUCACCAUUAUAAAGACAGUUGGACAUUUCAGAGUUUAAAUUAGUUCAUGGAAGACUGCAUUCUGCCCUCGCCCGCGGCUCGAGGUCAUUUUUCUGCUGCCUGUUCUGCUGGUGCGAGUCAGUAAAAGCCUGGUUUUCAUAUGGUCGUAACGGUCGUAAAAAUUGAGUCACGAUCUAUAUAGAUCUUUCUCAUCAACCGAAAUACAACAUUUUAGAACUGAAAAUACGCGGAGUGAUUAUAACUAGCUGGAGAAUACUUAUGGAUGUGGUAUGCAAGUAUAAACUAUUAUAAACUGAUAUUUUCUUCUGUUGGUGUAAUGUACUCAGGUGAAUAAGAUGCUUGUGAUGUUACUCUGGGUGUAUAUCCACACCGGGCAGGCUUGGUGGGAAUCGAGUCUACAACCUUUGCAAUACUAUUAACUAACUUUGGAAUAUUAUAAACUGGCCGUUGAGAAAGAUCGUGACUCUAUUUUACGACCAUUAGGACCAUAUGGAAACCAGGCUUAUAAUGUGUGACAGAAAAUGACAGGCAUAUGAAUACAGACUUUCAACCUCUUAUUUCGUAAAGCAGAAUAUUUGGUCAGUCACUGACACAUAGGUGAAAUACCUCAUCAGGAUAUUCUUUUAAGUUUACAAUAGACCUUAUGCAUAAUGACGUCACAGGGCUUGAUGCCCGCGAGGAAUGCUGGUCUUAGUAGUCAUCGCUCGGGAAAAUUUCGAUAGUGGCCAUUUUGAAUUGUUUAAUUUUCCCGGGCGAUGACUACUAAGACCAGCAUUCCUCGCGGGCAUCAAGCCUUGUGACGUCAUUAUGCAUAAGGUCUAUUGAAAUUGGGAUUUGGCCAAAAAUGGCCGGAUUUAGAAACACUGCAUGGGCUGCGAAAUAGACUUUUAGGAAGUGUAAUUUUAGAGUAAUUACUGUAAUUUAUUUCAUGUGUCCCAAUUACUUGGUUACUUUGAUUUGUAACUCGCUAAACAACUAUAGAUACUAUAAUUUUUUAUCUCCUAGUAUAGUGUAAGCUGAUUUAUAGCAGUAUCAGAUUAAAGAUUAAAGAUUAAAGAUAAAGGCACACAAAUAAAGUUACUGGCUUAAGUUUCACGUUAACCGUCUUUUGCAGAAAGAUCAGUAAACACUGGACUCAAAGCUGGAACUACAAGUAUGGAAAUUGUUACACUUUUAACAAUGGCGUUGAUAAGGACAAGAAUCCAAUGCGAAUUCUAAAAGCUUCAAAGCCUGGGCCAUCUCACGGUAGUUGUUAAUUGAUUAAAUUAAUCACACAACAAAUACUCAGAUAUUUCUCAUAUUUGUACAUGGCAGUGCAUGUUGGUCGAAAACACCAAUGAGUUUAAAUACACACAGUUGAUCUCAAAAGUAGGAUGAGAGAGUUGGUCAACUGUCUAUAAAUGAAGCAAUGAGCUCCAUAUAUAUUUUUUCCAAAAUUUUAGGGUAAAGAUCUACCUAAAAUGAUCAUGCAUGUUUUGUGAUUGGCUUUCAGAAACAAAUCAGGAAAGGUCGUAGGUUCGAUUCCCACCGUGGCCAGGCAUAUUUUUCAAGCUUGCCCGGUGUGGAUAUACACUCAUGACUAGUUAAUCUUUAGAAAGACGAUUUCUAUAGUUUUAUUGUCUUUCAUUGUUAUAAUCAACCAACCACGAGCCUGGAUAGUAUAGGUAGAUGAUGACCCAAAUUUUGCCGCCGUCAUGCGAGUAUACAAUUUCGCAAAACCGACGUCAAGAAUCGCUCAUCUCGUACUGUUUAUAUCUAAGUAACUUACCACUUGUGUAAUGUUUAUCGAUCAAACUAGAAAUCGUCAUACUCAGUUUUACAACUUUCCAAACACGUCAUUUUCUUAACUGGUCAAUAUAACUUCAUUUAAACAUUUCUACGGUAAUCCCAAUGAUAAAAAGAAAAUUAAUCCUUUUCUCAGAUUCGUCCCCACGCCACGCUGAAGACUUAAUUUAUUACAAAUUUAAAAGAGACCAGUUUGUAUUGUUUCUUAAAAAACUCAUUAAUAAUUUAUGAGGAAACUUGACAAAAGAAAUCACUAUACUGUGUCGGUGGUUUUAUUGAUGUGACCUUAAGGCUGAUUUCCACUGUUGCGUUUUUCAUACGUACGUAUACGCACGUAAAACUUUAAAUCCGUUUAAAUGUUACUUAUGAAAUAACCAAAUUUUAAAAUAAAGCAACAGAAUUUAAGUUUUAGUAUGCAUUUGUUAACUUAUUUGUAAAAUAUUUAAAAAAUAGAAGGAUUCCAAGUUUUACGUGCGUGUACGUACGAAAAACGCAACAGUGGAAAUCAGCCUUUAUUGAUAUUACGUUUUACGUUACCUAAAAGUACGUGGUGUUUGAAAUUUAGAAGUUUUUUUUCAUGGGUACAUUUAAGUACACACGUUAAAACACACUAUAUACGGGUUAAUUUAAAACGAAUGUCUUGAUGUGAUUCUUGAUUGCGAUUUUGGUAUAAGGUUCAUCGUUAUAAUAAUUCCAUACAUGUAUAUCAAAUGCUAUAAUGGGUUUCGAUAUAAUUAGAGAAUAAAGAUAAUUUUCACAAAUGGAAAUUAAGAAACUUCACUAUGUCAAUCAGUGAGAUUAUUAGAUAUUAUUUUCUUUAGUGAAACCAGACUUGAUUCAACAACAUCCGAUAAUUGUUUUGUUUUAUUUCCAGGCUUAACCUUGCAAUUAGAUAUCGAACAAUCUCUGUAUAUCGGGGCUCUGACACAGGGAGCAGGUGUUCGUGUGACAUUGCAUGAACAAGGAGUCAUGCCCUUUCCUUACGAAGACGGGUUUAGUGUCGCCCCUGGCAUGGCUACAUCUGUCGGACUAAGAAAAGUAAGUCAAUUAUUAACCCAAAUUGCGAUACAGGGUACAUGUCUAAAAAAACUAGACAAGUUUCAAAUGUGCAUGCACUUGAUCGAAAUAUCAGAAACUGUUGUGAAAAUUCAUUUGAGUAUUGGUUGUUAAAGCUAUGAUCUUCUGAUUUCUACAACACUAAAAUUUUUCUAAAAAUUAGUGUGCAAAAGGGGUAUUUUCGGCAACAAAAAUGGAAGGUUCAAAAUGAAAUAUGAAUUCACACGGUACAAGGUUAAAAUGUGCUUUAUGAACUUUCACAAAGUGAGAGACAAUUAUUUAAGGAAAAAAAGACGUCCACCGUGAAAACUCGAACUUUUGGCGGAUUUGAAAAUAAAUAAGAAGAAAUGUAACCAUGCAUGACAUGUUAUUGUAUGAAAUGUAUGAAAUUCAUAUAGCACAAAAGUCCAAAUCUAUUGACCUGGACAGCCCGGUAAGGAUAUACUGUACAUCAAAUUGUUAUGUUAUGCAAGUUUCAACACAUCCCCCCCAAUUAAUUCAAUUCUGCAUGAGGUAACCGAAUAUCAGAGGAGUGUGUCCUUUAUAUUAAAAACUGAAGUAUCCGUAUUAGAGAGGUAUAUCCGUAUUAGAGAGGCGUCCGUAUUAGAGAGGCGUCCGCAUCAGAGAGGUGUUCAUAUCAGAGAGAUGUCCAUAUUAAAGAUAUGUCCGUAUAUUAGAGAGAUGUUUGUGUUAGAGAGGUAUCCAUAUUUGAGAGGUGUUCAUUAUUAGAAAGAUGUCCAUAUUAAAGAUAUGUCCGUAUUAGAGAGAUGUCCGUAUUAUAGAGAGAUGUCCGUAUUAGAAAGAUGUUAAUUCGUAUGAGAAAGGUGUCCGUGUUAGAGAGGUGUCCGAAUCGGAGAGGUUUCCGUAUUAGAUAGGUGGUCGUAUUAAUUAGAUAGAUGGUCUGUAUAUUGCAGAGGUGUUCGCGUUAGAAAGAGGUCUUUAUACUUGUGUUAAUGAUUCGAACCUUAACCUUUAUAUUUCUUUAGACAGUGAUCAAAAGAUUGGACGGAUUUAAUAGAAGAGAUUGUCUAACAGACCCAACUCCUUCUAAAAAAAACAUCUAUAGGAUAUUUAGCAACAUCACAAACUAUUCCCAGCAGGUUUGUUAACAGUUAGGAAACAGUAAUAUAGGUUAGCAACAUGUUACAUAAGCUUUAUUAAAGUGUCUAAUCUUCUAGCCGACCGAAGGUCUACUAAUCAGGGACACGAUAUUAUUUGAACAAACUUAAAACCAAAGCUUACACUUUGCGCAACCAUCAAUGAUUAAAUGAUGAACCUGGCUUUGUGAAUCUUGUGUCAUGUCUUUUAUCUUCAAAUGAUUCAAUGUUUUUUUUUAAAUGCUAAACAUUGUGUUGUAAAUACCAUAUUAAAAUGUACGUUAUGUAUAAAAUGUUAGGUUUUUAAAAUCUCCUAGUGGAUAGCAUAUCGCAAAACCUCAUCAGUAAAUUUGAAUUGUUUGAAGGCUAGUUUAAACAAGUUAAUGACCGAGUUGUCGUAUAAACAUACUAUGCAAAUACUUAAAUAAAGAUUCAGUCUAUCUACAGUAUAAUGUAACGCGGUAUAUUCGAAAAUAUGUUUCAGAAAACGCAGGAAAUGCAGUCGUAGGGGUGGAAAAAUACGGAGAGAGACACAUUAAGAAGGCCUCCCUCCAGUUUCUCCUCAUUUUAAAAUAAUUAACAAAAUUGGUCCUGAAGAAAGAUGGGGGGCGGGGGGUCCGGACCCCCCAUCCCCCCCCCCCCAGUGGCUACAUGCCUCUGAGGAUAUUAUCACUAUGUUCCUGAGGACAGCACGAAUUGAAAAUAAACUAGUAUACUAACUUCUAAAAUGAUCUCUUCAACAGGCAUGUCUCAACUCUUGUCUUGGGAAAACUCAAUGGUUUACAUGUGGAUGUUCUGAGUCAGCCUACCCGUCAGGAAACAUCCCUUGUGAUGCCUUUAACACAAAAGAAAGUAAGAUACUUUUGCAUGUUGUAAAUAAUAUAUACUCCGGAUCAAUGCUGUAAGUAACUUCGUUA